Messenger RNA from Toxotes jaculatrix (banded archerfish), 2131 nucleotides. RefSeq names its product opsin 4a (melanopsin) (gene opn4a). The coding region runs from base 7 to 1521 and encodes 504 amino acids. The transcript is spliced from 11 exons. Gene Ontology annotation, cellular component: membrane. Gene Ontology annotation, molecular function: G protein-coupled receptor activity. NCBI's taxonomy places the organism in Eukaryota, Metazoa, Chordata, Actinopteri, Toxotidae. The record is from RefSeq and is a predicted model, not a curated record. Gene Ontology annotation, biological process: G protein-coupled receptor signaling pathway; visual perception.
ACACAUAUGAACCAACCACCUCACCCUUUCCCCACGGUGGACGUUCCCGACCACGCCCACUACACCAUCGGCUCCGUCAUCCUCGCCAUCGGCAUCACCGGCAUGGUCGGCAACUUCCUGGUGAUUUACGCCUUCAGCAGGAGUCGCAGCCUUCGGACACCGGCCAACAUGUUCAUCAUUAACCUGGCAAUCACUGACCUGCUGAUGUGCAUCACCCAGACGCCCAUCUUCUUCACCACCAGCAUGAACAAGAGGUGGAUCUUUGGAGAGAAAGGCUGCGAGCUCUACGCCUUCUGCGGCGCUCUCUUCGGGAUCUGCUCCAUGAUCACACUGACGGUGAUCGCCGUUGACCGGUACUUCGUCAUCACGCGACCUCUGACCUCCAUUGGUGUGUUGUCACGGAAACGAGCCUUCCUCAUCCUCGUGGCAGCCUGGGCCUACUCUCUGGGGUGGAGCCUGCCGCCAUUCUUCGGCUGGAGUGCCUAUGUCCCUGAGGGCCUGCUGACUUCCUGUACGUGGGACUACAUGACUUUUACCCCGUCGGUGCGAGCGUACACCAUGCUGCUCUUCAUCUUCGUCUUCUUCCUGCCACUCUUCAUCAUCAUCUACUGCUACGUCUUCAUCUUCCGCGCCAUCCGCAGCACCAACCAGGCCGUGGGGAAGAUUAACGGCAGCACUCACAGUCACGGCAGCAGUCGUGACUCGGUGAAGAGUUUCCGUCGGCUGCAGAACGAGUGGAAGAUGGCGAAGAUCGCUCUGAUUGUCAUCCUGCUUUACGUCAUCUCCUGGUCGCCGUACUCCACCGUUGCCCUCACCGCCUUCGCUGGGUAUGCAGACAUGUUGACUCCGUACAUGAACUCUGUGCCCGCCGUCAUCGCCAAGGCCUCCGCCAUCCACAACCCCAUCAUCUACGCCAUCACGCACCCGAAGUACAGGAUAGCAUUAGCUAAGUACAUCCCGUGUCUCGGCGUCCUGCUGUGUGUUCGUCCUCGCGACCUGCGCUCGACCAGCAGCAGCUUCAUGUCGACACGCCGCUCCACUGUGACCAGCCAGACCUCCGACAUCAGCAGCCAGUUCAGAGGGCAGAGCACCGGCAAGUCCCGGCUCUCCUCCGCCUCAGACAGCGAAUCGGGUUUGACAGACACCGAGGCCGAUCUGUCCAGUAUGGGCUCCAGACCGGCCAGUCGCCAGGUCUCCUGUGAUCUCAGCAGAGACACCACCGAACUCCCCGACUUCAAACCCUCGUCCAGCUUCAAGUCCAAGAUGAAGAGCCACGACUCGGGCAUCUUCGAAAAGACGUCCUAUGACACUGAUGUCUCCGUGACAGGAGUCACUGAACGCAGCAGCAUCCCAAAUAGUGGAGAUUUCUCAGAUGGACACGUGAUGAGAGGCACGAUUGGUCGAAUCCCGAGCAUCGUCAUCACCUCUGAGUCCAGCCCUUUCCUUCCCAUUGGACGAAAUGGUUCACGCACCACUCGCUCCAAAACAGCCAACAACAACGUGGGUGCCGGGUCUGCGUAGUUUGAGCCCAGCAGCCAAUCACCUGCAGCCAUCUGAUCAGCUCACGUCCACUCAGAUGUUUAGAAAUGUAGAGUUCAAACACACCUGAAGGGUUCACCUGAAGCCCAGGAACAAAGCCAUGAGAGGAAGUCAUGUUCUCUCCAGCUCCAGCUCUUUUCCUUUCAGUUUUAACCAGAACACAGAUGUUAGACUUUUACCAGUGAAACAAUUCAUUCAUUUUCACUUAAAGAGCAACUUAACCCUUUGUUUGAACUUGAACACACUUCCUUCCUGAGUGUCCCCUGCUGCAGACUCCCUCUGUUUCAGUGGACAUUCAGACAGAACUCAGCUCUGUGUUAAAUUCACGGCUGACCUGGUCUGAAACUCAUCAGUCUAAAUGUCCUUUACUGUGCAGUGAAACGCUGCAGUGUUUGGAGGUUUGACUUCGACAUUGGACAAAAGUAAUUGUCUGUGUUCUUCUUCUAGUGUUCGAGGCCCAGAUCCCAGAUCAGAUUAAGGCCAGAGACCAGAAUGAGCUCAUAGACAGCCAUACUAUUAUGUAUUAUACUAAAUGGAAAAAGUGUAGUUUGUGUUAAGUUGCUCUUUAAACAUGCUGUGAAUUAUUGAUUUA